UAACAACCUUGCUGAGGACCCUGGUGUGCAGACCCCCUUUGUGCAGUGAGGAGAGCUUCCAUGGUAACGACACAUGCACCUAAAGUGGAUACAAUGGAUUCAGUAGAUACUACCACCACCAGCCUUGACUCAACCCCGUACAGCUAUGAUUAUGACUACGAUGAACUCUGCAACAAAACAGGUGUCAUCCAAUUUGGAGCGAUCUUCACUCCAGUGUUUUUCUCGAUUGUGGUGAUCCUCAGCAUCUUUGGCAACAUCCUGGUCCUCGUGGUGCUGGUCAAGUUUGAGAAUUUGAAAUCCCUCACCAACACCUUCAUCCUGAAUCUGGCUGUAUCAGAUCUCUUCUUCACAGCUUCUCUGCCCUUCUGGGCUUACUACAACAUGCACGGAUGGACCUUAGGGGAGCAUGCAUGCAAAAUAGUGAACUUUAUCUUCUGCCUUGGAUUCUACAGCAGCGGUAUCCUCCUCAUCCUGAUGACUGCUCACCGCUAUAUAGCUGUUAUAAAUCCUCUGUCUGACAUUGUUUCCACCACAGGCUAUUACAGUAUUGUAGCAUCUGCGAUCAUUUGGGUCGUUAGCAUCCUGGUUUCCAGUCUAGCUUUCGCUGCCAGCAAAGUUGCAGAGUCAAAGUACUGUGUAUAUGCAGAUUCUUUUUGGAGCUUGUGGGGAAUCUACCAGCAAAACAUUCUCUUUAUAAUUACCUCAGUGGUGUUCAUGUUUUGCUACACUCAUAUCAUGUGCAGGUUGCUUCAUCCUGUGCAAAGAAGACGAAACAAAACUUUGAAACUAAUUUUUAUUCUCAUGGUUGUUUUCCUUAUUGGAUGGGUACCUUACAAUUUAGUGAUAUUUCUGCAGUCAUUUUCCUACUGGCCGAGAGAAAGUGACUCAUUAGCGGAAGAUUGUCAAUAUAGCAAAAACCUGGAUUACGCGCUUGAGAUUACUCGACUUUUUGCCUUUUCACAAUGCUGCCUUAACCCUGUGUUUUAUGUGUUUGUGGGGGUUAAAUUCAAAACCCAUUUGAAGAAAAUGCUAAAGAGCUUGGGCCGCAAAAAAAACAACAACAGCUUUCGCAAGAGACAAAACCGGCACACAAUAACAUCGGUAACAAGUGGUGAAGAGUUUUCAGAGGCACCUUGAUAUUGUAAAAACCAGAACUAAUACAUCUUAUUCAUUAACAGAGUUGAUUCUCAAAAUGUCUCAAAAGGAUUUCAUUGUUCUUUGAAUCUGGGAUCACUUGGGAAUUAACUGCCAACAUGUUUUUCCAAAAUGAUUUUCCACAAUGUUGGUGCUUUUUACAUCCAUUUUCUGACUCUUCUUGAAAAUUACUGAUCAGUAACAUAUAUCAAUGCAACAUGACUACUGAUGUUCAUCAGGUUAUUGCUUGCCAUUUAUUAUUCAGCUGAAUAUGUAUAUAUUAUGUAUAUAUUAACAUUUGCUAAAUAGCAUUAAAUAAAAAAUAAAAUGCCAAAAAUAGGCUGAGCAACAUAACCUGUUACUUACAAUGCUGCAUCUUUGUGAAACUGCAGUUGGUUUCCUAAUGUCUUUAGCCAUCAGUGGUCAAAGCAUGCACACAUAUUCAAGAGGUUUAUUGUCAUCAUAAACAUCAUAAUGAAGUGCGGUCUAUAUGAUUUUAAACCAGAAGAGCUGGUUUGACUGUCUCAGAAACUUUUUGAGAUAUCUGGGAUUAAGACAUAUUUUUUGGAGUUUACAGAUAAUGGUAUAAAAAAAAAAAGCACAAAUUGAAAUGAAUGGUAGUUACUAACAACAGAAACCUAUGAUAGUAACUCAAACAGCCUCGUUCAGAUGAUGGGAUCAUAAAGACUUCAAGUUGUUCUGGGGUUGGAGUGCAGUCGUAUCAUUUACUGGAAGCUGCAACUGAAACAAGAAGAAUAGAAAAGUGGGAAACUUCUGUUUAACCUCGAUCGUGUGUAAUAUGUUGUAAUAUUUUGUAAUAUGUUGUAAUAUAUUUUGUUUAAUCAAGUUUGCUUCAUGUACUUAUCUGUGGUUAUAGUUUCUGACCAAACUCUUCUAUGAUAAAGAACCUUUUAUUGCUGUAGCAAUUUCAUUUGUGUUUUGAUCUGCUGAUUAUGCUGUACAUAGUAUUACAGAUAUAUCUGUGUCACUUUGGUUAUCCAUGAUAAAUUUCACGAUCACUUUGGGAGCACUUAAAAAAAUAUAUGUUUCCAGUUUUCAGCCAAACAUAACAACAGAGUAUUGGGAAUACUGCUUAUUUUCAUAUUCUAAUAUCAUCAGCAUUAUUCUUUUGCUUUACAAAAUAAUAAACAAAAGAAGACACACAGUUAUUUUUGUGUUAGUUUUGGCUAGUGCUGCAUGCUUGUAGUCUGUUACAUGUUUAAUAAAAGUAUGGAA
Messenger RNA from Oreochromis aureus, 2370 nucleotides. RefSeq names its product chemokine XC receptor 1-like. Lineage: Eukaryota; Metazoa; Chordata; Actinopteri; Cichliformes; Cichlidae. The transcript is spliced from 3 exons. Gene Ontology annotation, molecular function: chemokine receptor activity. Gene Ontology annotation, biological process: chemotaxis; immune response; G protein-coupled receptor signaling pathway. Gene Ontology annotation, cellular component: membrane. The record is from RefSeq and is a predicted model, not a curated record. The coding region runs from base 61 to 1137 and encodes 358 amino acids.